AUGUCACUUGAAGUCAUCUACGUCACUCGCCAUGGGUUCCGAUCCGGCUGGAGUGUCGACCCUUUGACUGGCGUCUACUCUGCCUUCAUACGGUCGCCCACAGGUAUCCCCGCAGAUCCGGCUCUGACGUCCCAUGGAGUUUCGCAGGCAAAAGAGAUGGGGAUGCAUUUGAUGACUCUAGAUCCCCCCAUCGAUGCCAUCUAUUCAAGUCCCUACUAUCGCUGCCUGCAAACGAUAACACCGUUUGUUGAGCUCAAGCAACAACAACUGAAUGGUAAAUCAAGCAUCCGGGGUUCUGCGACCGCCACUGUCUGUCCAGAAUACGGAAUAGGCGAGUUCUUUGGGGCAGCGCCAUUCGAUCACCCAAUCCCAGCCUCUCCCAAGCGACUCAAAGAGCUAUUUCCAGCUUAUGAUGACAGCUACGUGCCUGUUAUAACGCCUUCUAGAAAAGGCGAGACGAUCAACGACCUGUAUGAGCGUGUUGCAACGGCUGUGCAAGGCAUCAUCGACCGCUGCGAUGCAGACGGAAAACGUGCAGUGGUGCUUUGCACCCAUGCAGCCGUUGUCAUAGCCUUGGGCCGUGUUCUCACCGGUCACAUACCUGACGCCGUCGAAGAAGAGGACUUCCACGCCUUUACUUGCGGCUUGAGCACGUACCGCCGACGGGACAUCCAGAUAUGCUCAAGGUCGGGUCUUGACGAAUCCCAUGCGUCCAUAAACGAACGCAACUCGCUAGGAGAGUGGCAGUGCAUAGAAGACAGUGACUGUAGUUUUCUAAGCUCUGGAGGUGAACGAGGCUGGAAAUUUUCAGGCGAUGAAUCGUUCCCGGGAACUGGCUCAAUGUCACAAGGGGAUAUCGAUUCCAAACUAUAG
Messenger RNA from Fusarium sp. VM40, 873 nucleotides. The record is from the annotation of a GenBank genome assembly. Lineage: Eukaryota; Fungi; Ascomycota; Sordariomycetes; Hypocreales; Nectriaceae.